Molecule: messenger RNA, 1410 nt
Organism: Chaetomium fimeti
Lineage: Eukaryota; Fungi; Ascomycota; Sordariomycetes; Sordariales; Chaetomiaceae
Product: Snf7-domain-containing protein
Exons: 2
Coding region: 342-1070 (242 amino acids)
Biological process (GO): late endosome to vacuole transport; endosome transport via multivesicular body sorting pathway; protein transport
Cellular component (GO): multivesicular body; ESCRT III complex
Source: RefSeq, a predicted model, not a curated record
CUCUUUGUUCACAUUUUGCGGCAGCUGAGGCGCGCAAGAUGGCGGGGCUUCAGGGUCGCGCGCUGCGGGUCUAACGGCUGGGCGAGGUUAGGCGGGGUUGCCUGCCUGACCCCUGGCCUAGCCGUCCAGGUUGCCCGGUGAGGCUCAAACGCUUGGCUGAGGAAUCCCAACGACGUCAGCGCCCGCGCGUCCGCAACACCACAAAUUCUAAUCCGACCUAUUGGCCGUCGCGGCAACGCUUUAGGCGACCGCGUCCAGAAACAGCAAUCUUGAAUACAAUUGAGAAAAACCGCCGCCAGCCCGCCGCUCGCCGACCGCCGACCGCGGCCACAGCAGCAGCCAUGGACACGAUCAGGAACAUGUUCGCGAGGCCAGACCCUCAGGCCCAAUUCCGAAAAUGCAACGCGCUCCUCCGCAGCAACAUGCGCAAGCUCGACCGCGACAUCGCGGCGAUCAAGCAGACGGAGACCAAGACCAAGAACCUGAUCAUCGCGGCCAACAAGCGGGCGCAGCGCGGGGACCCGUCGCGGCAGAAGCAGGCGCAGCGCGAGGUGCGCGACUUCGCGCGCGAGCUGAUCCGCACGCGCAAGGCCGGCGACCGCCUGGUCACGGGCCGCGCCCAGCUCGCCAGCGUCCAGAUGCAGGUCAGCGAGGCCUUCGCCCUGCGCCGCAUCGAGGGCAGCAUCAAGGCCAGCGUCGGCAUCAUGAAGGACGUCAACUCCCUCAUCCGCCUGCCGCAGUUUGCUCAUACCAUGCAGGAGCUGAGCGUGGAGCUGAUGAAGGCCGGUAUUAUCGAGGAGAUGGUCGGCGAGGCCCUGCCUGAUGAUGCCGACAUGCUUAGUGAGGAGGAGGAGGAGGCUGAGGGCGAGGUUGAUAAGGUCCUUGGUGAGAUCCUCAAGGACCGCAUGGAGACUGCCGGGCCCCUACCCAGCGUACCGCUGCCGCAGCAGCCUCAGCAGCAGGUGCCAGCUCAGAAGCAGCAGCCACAGGCGGAGGAAGAGGAUGAGGAGGAGGAUACCGAAGCCAUGAUGGAUCAGAUGCGGAACCGGUUGGAGGCGCUGAGGAGUUAGAGGUACAGCGGGUAUGUGCCAUAAUACUUUGGGAUGUGGAUUGUGUUGUUGGCCGGAGCGGGACGGACAUUGGGCAUGGCGGCGUUUUGGGCGUUUGGGAUAAUGCUUGUUGGCGAGCUUCGUCACGUACACAUUGCUUGCGAGGGGCUUACACCCGAGUAUAUUGGGGUAUACAGACGGUUUGGUUGCGAAAUAUAGAGCUGUUGCGAACGAGUUAUGCACCCGGUUACAGGAUGGCCAAGUGCUGAGUUGAACAUCACUCUUGGCCGGACUCUGCCCCCUUCAUAUACUGCCGCUGCUAUGAUGGGUCACUAUGCUAAAUAACAUGUCGUCAAUUAAA